CAAAAGCCACACGUCAGCUUCCCCUUGUUCCACUCUCCAAUGUGAAAAUGUUACUUUCUACUCACAGUUACACUCUCCCUCUCAAUGGAAAGUACAAGCUGCUCUUGCCGAUGAUGUUUUGGCGCUCCUUCCUUCUCCUGCUCUCCAUCAUAGCGAUCAACGACGUCGUGGCGGUAGUAGUUACCAACGCCAAGAGGAUUCCCUCCACUCUCGACGGGCCUUUCGACCCCGUAACUGUCCCGUACGACGUCAGCUUGCGCGGGAACGCCGUCGAUUUGCCCGACACCGAUCCACGUGUCCGCCGCCGCGUCAAAGGAUUCGAGCCCGAGCAGAUUUCGGUCUCUCUUUCCGUUAGUUACGACUCUGUUUGGAUCUCAUGGGUCACAGGGGAAUUCCAAAUUGGUAACACCAUAAAGCCUUUAAACCCUAAUACUGUUGCUAGUUUGGUUCGUUAUGGGAGGUCAAGGUUUCCACUGACUCAUGAAGCCAUCGGCUAUUCUUUGGUGUAUAAUCAACUUUACCCAUUUGAGGGCCUUCAGAAUUAUACUUCUGGGAUCAUCCACCAUGUUCGUCUCACAGGGCUGAAACCUAGCACACUAUAUUAUUACCGAUGUGGAGAUCCUUCAAUAUCAGCCUUGAGCGAUAUCUAUCAUUUCAGGACCCUGCCAGUUUCUGGUCCCCGAAGCUACCCAAAGAGAAUAGCAGUUGUGGGAGAUCUUGGACUAACAUAUAAUACAACUGACACAAUUAGUCAUUUGACAAGGAACAAUCCUGAUCUAGUUAUAUUGGUCGGUGAUGUAACUUAUGCAAACCUGUACCUCACAAAUGGUACUGGCUCAGACUGCUAUGAUUGCUCAUUUCCAGAUACUCCAAUACAUGAGACCUAUCAACCUCGUUGGGAUUACUGGGGGAGGUUUAUGCAGAGUUUAAUUUCUAAAACUCCAAUAAUGGUUGUAGAAGGAAACCAUGAAAUAGAGGAGCAAGCUGGGAACCAGAGAUUUGUAGCUUACAGUUCUCGGUUUGCAUUCCCUUCCAAAGAAAGCGAAUCGUCAUCCACAUUCUACUACUCCUUCAAUGCAGGUGGAAUACAUUUUAUCAUGCUUGGAGCCUAUAUUUCUUAUAAUAAAUCAGCGGAGCAAUACAAGUGGCUGGAGAGGGACUUAGCUAAGGUUGAUAGAUCCAUGACUCCAUGGCUGGUGGCUGCUUGGCACCCACCAUGGUACAGUUCGUAUAAAGCCCAUUAUAAAGAGGCAGAAUGUAUGAGGGUGGAAAUGGAAGAACUACUAUACACUUAUGGUGUUGACAUAGUCCUUAAUGGACAUGUUCAUGCAUACGAGAGGUCCAAUCGAGUUUACAAUUUUACAUUAGAUCCAUGUGGACCAGUACAUAUCACAGUAGGAGAUGGGGGAAACCGUGAAAAGAUGGCAAUCGAACAUGCUGAUGAAACUGGUAACUGUCCGGAGGCAUCAUCUACUUAUGACGUGUAUAUGGGUGGCUUUUGUGCAAAAAACUUCACAAGUGGUCCAGCGGCAGGCAAGUUCUGUUGGGAUUGGCAACCUGAUUACAGUGCCUUCAGAGAAAGUAGCUUUGGCCAUGGGAUCCUGGAGGUGAAGAAUGAGACUUGGGCUCUAUGGACAUGGUAUCGGAACCAGGAAUCAAAUAGUAAGGUUGGCGAUCAAAUUUACAUAGUGAGGCAACCUGAUAUUUGUCCUGUGCAUCACACACUGCCACAAAGGUGGUUUGCAGACAGUUAGGUGAGGUUAGUACCUUACAAAGGAAAUUCAUUGUGCUCUUGGUGGCUUCAGUGCAGAUCCAGGUACUUUUGGGCAGAUAGAAAAUGGGAAAAAAGCAACUGACAGCUCUCUUGCUCUUGUUCUUUCUCUCCAUCAGUUCUUUCAAUGAAAGCUAUAGUUACACACGAUACAGCUCGUGGAAUGUGUACAAAGAGAAACAAGAGUCAUAAUAUUACUUGUACUUUUCUCCUACAUCACUAACUUUUCUGGACGCUUAGCCCAGAAAUGGUUGACUAUUGUGCAUUAUGAGGUACCUUUGUAUCA
Molecule: messenger RNA, 2057 nt
Organism: Theobroma umbraticum
Lineage: Eukaryota; Viridiplantae; Streptophyta; Magnoliopsida; Malvales; Malvaceae
Gene: PAP15
Product: purple acid phosphatase 15
Molecular function (GO): metal ion binding; acid phosphatase activity
Source: RefSeq, a predicted model, not a curated record